Messenger RNA from Meloidogyne enterolobii, 627 nucleotides. NCBI's taxonomy places the organism in Eukaryota, Metazoa, Nematoda, Chromadorea, Rhabditida, Meloidogynidae. The record is from the annotation of a GenBank genome assembly.
CACCGCCACCACUCGUCACAGGAGUGGUGGCGGUGUUAAAAAUUUCUGGCGGCAUCUUUGGAUGGAUUUUAUCACCCCCAAAGUAAUUAUCGAAGUUGAACUGGAAGAUAAUGGAAAGCUGCCAAUGGUUUUGCUUUAAUGCAGGCAGGCACUGAAUUGAUAAAAUUAAGAACAAAUGUUAGACAAUUUAGAAGAAUAUUUUCUUUAGAUUCAGAUAUGGCAUAUAUUCGUUGGACACCUUCAAAUAAAAACCCAACAAAGCUAGAAGUAUUUGAAUCAAUAAAAGAAGUUCGUGUGGGGUGUAAUUCUGAAUUACUUAGAUUAACUAAACCAAUUGCUUCUCCUGAAAUCGAUGAAGAAUGUGCAUUUUCUAUAAUUCACGGGAACGAACAUGAAUGUCUAGAUUUAAUUGCUUUAAAUGCAAGUGAUGCUAAUAUUUGGAUUACCGGGUUAAUUGCUUUAGCAAGUGAAGGAGUUCCUUCAAUUAGAUGGAGGGAUGUUAGUGGAAGUUUAUAUUCUUCUCCAGCAAAUUUACGUGAAAGAUGGAUGUCUUCUUUUAAAGAAAUUGAGCAAGAUAUAAAAGGUUAUACAAGUGAAAAAUCGGCUGUAGGCUUAUUCAUUCAUUAA